This is a messenger RNA of Molossus molossus (Pallas's mastiff bat), 2738 nucleotides long. Its product is annotated as interferon-induced protein with tetratricopeptide repeats 1-like. Lineage: Eukaryota; Metazoa; Chordata; Mammalia; Chiroptera; Molossidae. Gene Ontology annotation, cellular component: cytosol. Bases 100 to 1509 code for a protein of 469 amino acids. Gene Ontology annotation, molecular function: RNA binding; protein binding. Gene Ontology annotation, biological process: defense response to virus. The record is from RefSeq and is a predicted model, not a curated record. The transcript has 2 exons.
UACAUUCUUGUGGAAACCUACAAGACAGGCUGGUCAAAUCUCCGAGGAGCCUUCCAGCUAACCAAAAUACUGCAAACGGCUGACCAAUUCACAGCAACCAUGAGUAAAAAUGCUGAUGAAGAUCAGAUCAAAGCUAGGCUGGAGCAAUUGAGAUGUCACUUUACAUGGAAGUUGCUGAUUGAAGACACUGAACUGCCUGAUUUAGAAAACAGGGUCUUCGAUGAGAUUGAUUUCCUAGACACAAAAUUCAAUGUGGGAAUACACAACCUACUGGCCUAUGUGAAACACCUGAAAGGUCAGAAUAAGGAAGCCCUGGAGUGUUUGAAAGAAGCUGAAGACUUAAUCCAGACAGAACACGCCGACCAGUCAGAUGUGAGCAGUUUGGUCAACUGGGGCAACUAUGCCUGGCUGUACUACCACAUGGGCAGACUGCCAGACGCCCAGAUUUACCUGGACAAGGUGGAGGCCACUUGCAAGAAGUUUGCCAGUCCCUCCUGCUACACAAUGGAGAGUCCAGAGAUGGACAGUGAGGAAGGAUGGGCCUUGCUGAAAUGUGGAGGAAAGAAUUAUGAACGGGCUAAAGCCUGCUUUGAGAAGGCUCUGGAAGUGGACCCUGAAAACCCUGAAUUCAACACUGGCUAUGCAAUUGUUAUGUAUCGUCUGGAUGGCUUUACCAAAACAUCACAGAUCGAUGAGGCAUAUUGUCUGCAGCCCCUAGAACGGGCCGUCAGGCUAAAUCCAGAAGAUGCAUAUAUUAAGGCUCUCCUUGCCUUGAAGCUGCAGGAUUUCAAUCGAGAAGCUGAGGGAGAAAAGUACAUUGAAAAAGCACUGACCGACACAUCUUCACAGACCUAUGUCUUACGAUAUGCGGCCAAGUUUUAUCGAAGAAAAGGUUCUAUAGAAAAAGCUCUUCAGCUCUUAAAAACCGCUUUGCGGGCAACACCCUCCUCUGCCUUCUUGCAUCACCAGAUAGGGCUUUGCUAUAGAGCAAAAGUUAUUCAAAUGAAGAAAACGGCAAAUUGGCAGCCUAGAGGACAGGACAGAGAAAACAUCAACAAAACAACCAGAUUAGCCAUAUCUCAUUUUGAAUUUGCUCUGGAACAAAAGCCAACAUUUGACAUUGCUUAUAUACACCUAGCAGAUAUGUACAUAGAAGCAGGCGACUACGCAAAAACUGAUGAUCUUUAUCAAAAAGUGUUCCGCAUGACACCACUUGAAGAUGAAAAACUGCAAGAGUUAUAUCUCCACCACGGUCGAUAUCAGGAAUUUCAAAGGAAAUCUGAAGUCAGUGCAAUGAUCUAUUAUUUGAAAGCAAUAAAAAUUGAAAAGCCAACAGUAGUAAGAGAUAGAAGUAUCACUAGUUUGGAGAAAUUAAUUUUAAAGAAACAUCGAAGAAAUGCAGAGGACAUAGAAAGCUUGAGCAUCCUUGGGUUCAUCUACAAACUGAAAGGAGAAAUGAACAAAGCCCUGGAGUGUUAUGAGCAGGCCCUGAGGCUGGCUAAUGAGUGAGAAGUGUGUGGGACAUGUCCCUUAGGUGCUGAAAUAUGGCCCACUUUCACAUUUCAUUUGAUUUUAUGUUAAUGUGUACUAAUCAUCGUUUCUGCUUGCUGCUUUCAGAAACAUGUAAUUUUUGAACAAUUACUCAAAACUGAUAAAAUACUACCUGUAUUCAGAAAAUGAAACAGAUUACACAUGUCUCUGUGUAAGAAAGAGAUGUACCUUUUCUCUGUGAAUGCUAUAUAGUAGAAAACAUUUUGUUAAGUAGAUUUGCAACAAAUAAAACACUGUACUUACAUAAAGUAAAAUGAAUCAUUCAUUUGAUCAACACAUAGUUUUCAGUGCUAGAUACCAAAUAUAUUAUGGUGAUGUAAGGAAAAUCCUUUUUCUCUACCCCUCUUAGGUUUCUUGACUGGGGCCUCAUAAAUUAGACUAAGAAAAGACAGAAUAACAAGAGAAAAACAAACAAAAGUUCAUUAAGAUGUGCAUUUCACAUACUGGUGGCAAUAUCCAGUGAGGAGUACUCACCAUUAAAGGGGUGGUUAGAUCUUGGGCUUAUAUAACAUCUUAACAAAAAAACAAUGAAUUUUCAGAGAAGUGAUAAGACAAAGAAAAAGAACUUUUGAGUUUCUAGGGUGCCGAAUUGUAGGAAGGGGAAAACUACUGGAAGACAGCUGCUAGUUAGUAAGGUUUGUUAUGUAGAUGCCUUUGGUAGUGACUGGGCUAAGUGAGUUGUUGCAGGUGAUUCACUUGUCUUUCCUGGCAGGGGAGGUGGGACACCUUCAUGGAUUUAUGUGCUACUUUUACACAGAUGGGUGAUGGGAGAGAGCUUUUUUAUAUCUGCUUCUCAACUGCCUUCAGCUCAAAAUUAUGUGGCAUCUUGGGGGUGGCAUAUUCUACUCCUUCAGUGAAAAAGAAAAAACAAAGAACCAGACAUUUUGCCCAAACCUCAUAUAGUUUACAGUCUAGUGAGAGAGACAGACAGUAAAACAAUGACACAAUCAAUCAAAGGUCAGGUUUCUUCAUGAAGAUACUUGAAAUUUAAUUUCUUGUCAGCUGUUCCAAAUAGUUUCUCUUGAUUUCUGCUAGUUUGUUUGAAACAUUAUUUAUUCGGUCAAUUGCUGCUAUUUAUAUAAUUAGAUCAAGAAAUAUGAAACAGCCCAGCUGGUGUGGCUCAGUGAAUUGAGCAUCCUCCCAUGCACCAAGAGGUCAGGUGUUCCAUUCCCAGUCAGGGCACAUGC